UUUUUCGUUAAUUCCGUUUAUCAAUUUUCUUCUAUCUCACAACCUUUUCUCCCAAACCCCCAGCAUUUGCGUUUCUAUUUCUGUCUUUCUUUGACUCCUCGUCAUUAUCCUUCGAUAUUCAUUUCUUAUUGAUUUUCCACCUCAAUCGAAGGAUUUUGCAAUCGUCUUGGAAUUUUCAAGAAGCUCGCAUCAAUUCUCGGCGACGAAAUUGAAGACUCUGCGGUGGAAUUUGCAGAUCUUUUCCAUCUGAGUUUUUCAUGGAGACAGUCUUGUAUUAAAAGUUAUAAACAAUUGCUGGAAAAGGCGAAGUACCAAGGAUGAUGAAACAUCAGUGGCGGGAUUCAAUAAAAUCCUUUGUCGGGGAUCACGUUUCUCCUGAGAAAACUGAACAGCUUAAAGAGAAUAAAAAUGAAAUCGAGAAUAAAGUGAAAAAGAUCUUGAACCUGAUCAAAGAUGAAGGAGAAGAAGGCAAUUCCAUAGUAAACUCGAACAGAGAGUCAGAACUCUUCGACCUCGUCAAGGAUUUCCUGGAACAAUAUCAAUCACUCUAUAACCAUUAUAAUCAGCUUACUGCAAAGUUACAGGAGAAGUUUCAUUACCAAGAAGGAAAGGAUGGUGACUUAUCAGCUAGUUCCAGCACAGAUUCUGAUUCAGAUCAUUCUUCCAUAGAGAGAGCCAGUGAAAAUGGAACACAGGGAAAUGAGCUUCAAAAGCGGGACAAAAUCUUUAAACAAGAACUUCAAGCUGCAAAUGACCAAGUUGCUGACCUGAAGCAAAGAUUGGAAGAUGCAUACAGUGAGAAGGAAGCUUUGAGAGCAGAUAUGGACAAAGCUUUGAGUAGUAUUGAUGAGGGCAAGAAAUUAUCCGAAGACCUGCAUGCCAAAGCUGAUCUAUUGAAUGAUGAGAAGUCAACAUUGUCGGUUGAGAAUGGAUCAUUAAAACAAGAACUGGAAUCUAUGAAAGGGGAAGUUUCUGAUCUGAAGCAAAGACUGGAGUCUACAAAUGAGAGGGCUGCUGAUUUAUCUCAGGGACUGGGUUCUGCUCAGGAGGAGAAUAUGGCACUGGCUUCAAAAAAUGUAGAAAUGUCAAAUGGCAUUGCUCAGGCACAGAGAGUAAUACAGGAACUUACAGAAGAAGUUCAACAGUUGAGUCAGAGAUCCAAAGAGAGUGAAGCUGAACAUGCUGCACUCAAAAAGAUACGCGAGGAAUUUGAAAAUGAAUCAUUAGCUCGAAUAAAGGGUUUUGAGGCACAGGUAACUGAUUUGCAGUCAGAGCUGGACUCUUUACGAGCCCAGAAAAGGAAUCUGGAACAGAACUUUGAAGAUAAAUCAAAGGAAACUAUGCAGUUGGGUGAGGAAAAUUUGGGGCUGCUUUCGGUUCAAACUGAUCUACGAGGCCAAAUCUCAGAGUUGGAAAUAAUAUCAAGAGAGCGAGGGAGUGAAAUUUCUGUUCUCUUGAAGAAAAUUAAGGAUAGCCAGAGCGAGACAACAACUCAAACAGAGAAUGUAACAGCGCAGUUGAACAAUCUGCAACUGGAGGUGGACUCGUUACAUGCUCAGAAAAGUGAUUUGGAAGAGAAAAUCAAAUGUAAAAGUGAUGAAACUAAACAAUUGAGGGAGGAGAAUUUGGUAUUGCAGCAAGGCCUAACUGGCUUGCGAGAUCAGGUAAUUGAAUGGGAAAGAACAGUGAAAGAAAAAGAAGGCGAAAUCUCUGCUCUCGAUGAGGAACUGAAGGACAGAAAGAAGGAAACAGCAGUUCAGAUCAAUGACUUGCUACUGGAACUAGAUUCCUUGCGGACUAAGGAAAACCAAUUACAAUUGCAAAUUGAGGAAAAAAACCAAGAAGUUCCAGAAUAUGAGAAGAAGAUUGAAAAUCUGUAUCGUGAAAAAGAUCAUCUGGCAGUGCAGGUAACUGACCUUCAGCUGGAGGUGAAGUCUUUAUUGUCACAGAAAGGUGAAUUAGAAGAGCAGAUCAAAAUUAAGAAUCAUCAAGCAGAGGAGUUGAGGGAGGAAAACCAGGCACUGCAGCUCAUGGGGACCAAGUUGCAAGAUCAGAUUUUGGAUUUGGAGAGAAUAUCAUCAGAGAGAGGAGAUGAACUCUCAGCUCUUCUGGAGAAACAUGAGGAUAGCAAGAAUGAAGGGUCAGCUCUAAUCACAGGCUUAAUGGCACAGGUCAAUGAACUGCAAGUGGAGUUGGACUCGUCGCGCUCCCAGAAAAGCCAAUUGGAAUUGCAGAUUGUGGAAGAAAAACAAGAAGCUGCGGGAAGACAGGCCCAAGUGGAGAAUAUAAACAUGGAGUUAACUAGCAAGGUUGCUGAUCAGAAGAGAUUGCUAGAUGACCAGGAAGAUAGAAUCAGCAAGUUAACUGAAGAGUACAAACAACUUGAGGAUCAAUGUCAGGAAUCGCAAGAGAGUCUCCAAGUGGCGCAAAAAAAGAUUGAAGAAAUGGGAGAAGUGUACCAAAGAAAUAUUGAUUCUAAAGAUGAGAUGAUUCAUAUGUUGCAGAGGAUGGCUGAGGAGCUGAAGAAAGAGGUAGAAAUUGGAAGAGAAGAGGUUACUACACUGAAAACAGAGUUGAGUGAAUUGGAGGGGAAUCAUAGAGAUCUUCAGGAAAGGCUUGACUCCACAGAAUCAGAUAAGACAGUUGCAACUGUAGAGAAGGAGCGCCUUUUGUCUGAAACCACAGAAAAGAUGCAGAGAAUUCAAAGAGAGCAGCAAGGUGAGAUUGCAAGGUUACAGGAUGAAAUCAACACUAUUGAAGUUAAACUACGGCUGUCAAACCGGAAGCUACAUGUCACUGAACAAUUACUCACUGAGAGAGAUGAAAGCUACAGGAAGAAGGAAGAGAAGUUCCUACAAGAAUGCAAAGAACUUGAGGAAAAAAAUGCCAACUUGUCCACUGAGAUUGCUACUGCUCAGAGUGAUCUCAUAGAGAUCAGGAAUACACUGGAGAAGAUUAGCAAUUCAUUCUCUGGACUUGAACUGGUGUUCCAGAAGUUCCAGGAAGAUGACAGUUCCUUCCGGAACCGUAUUGCUGAAGUCUCAGAAGCACUUCGGAUUGCAAAGAUCUGGGUCAUGGGCUCAAAUGAUAAGAAAGUAGAACUGGAGAGUUCUGUAGGUAAUCUAAUUGAGCAACUGAAAGAUAAGCAAGAACAGGAAAUGGAGCUAAGAGAGAGAGUUGGGGCGUUAGAAGUGAAGGUGAGAGAGGGGGAAGAGGAGAAGGAGAAACUGAUGAUGAGUGUAACUGAACUUGAGAAGAAGGCAAGAGAAUUGGAAAAGAGACUCAAAGAAAGAGAAGAUGUGGUGCUCAGUAUGGAAGAAGAGAAGAAAGAAGCUAUAAGGCAGUUAUGCAUUUGGAUUGAGUACCACCGUGAUCAAAUCGAUUUUCUGAAAGCAUUGAUCUCGAAAACAAGAGUGAGCAACCAGAGGGCAACUUAGAUUUCAUUUCAUCUUUUUUGGUUUUUCGUGGAUGUGGUUCAAUCGGUCUUAUCAUCUUCAAAAUUUUUCAUUUUCCCUCCAGGGCAGCUGUGUUUGUUAAUUGAAUUGUGUGGUCAAGAAAUUAGCUGAAUGAGAAGUGAAUAGAAAUUUUAGCUUGUUAUUUCAAUUGAUGUAUUGUUUGAGAAAAUUUUACUACCCCUCUAGAAGGGGAUAAAAAUUGUUGAUUGAACUUUAAACCCCA
Molecule: messenger RNA, 3678 nt
Organism: Telopea speciosissima
Lineage: Eukaryota; Viridiplantae; Streptophyta; Magnoliopsida; Proteales; Proteaceae
Product: COP1-interactive protein 1-like
Exons: 3
Coding region: 318-3437 (1039 amino acids)
Molecular function (GO): actin binding
Source: RefSeq, a predicted model, not a curated record